Drosophila miranda is the source of this 1441-nucleotide messenger RNA. RefSeq names its product solute carrier family 25 member 51. NCBI's taxonomy places the organism in Eukaryota, Metazoa, Arthropoda, Insecta, Diptera, Drosophilidae. The transcript has 3 exons. The coding region runs from base 180 to 1193 and encodes 337 amino acids. The record is from RefSeq and is a predicted model, not a curated record.
AAUUCGAUAGCACGUUGCAUUCCUAGUCGUAAUACCGUGGUUCUUUAUUAUAUAAUUUAGUAAAAAAUCAAAACAAACAAAUCACACGCCGAGUGUUAGGUGUGCGGAGUUACCACUGUAAACAAUGGUAGCGAGGUGACAAUUGCACACAUUAUCGCACCAGCCACUACAGUAGCAACAUGAAAGACGAUGAUGACUCCGAGGCACAGAAUGCAUACGCAACAAAAAAAACAACAACAAGAAGAGCACCACCACCCACAGCACUAAAGCUGGGUGUAUCAUCUAGCCAUGCGAGCAUCUUCACAGAGCGCUUCUUUGGCGCCUUCCAGUGGGAGGAGUUCGCCUGCGGAUGCGGAGCAGCGUUUGUCAACAUUUCCGCCACAUAUCCCAUCUACAAAAUGAUCUUUCGGCAAAUGCUUCAUGGCGUGCCCAUCAAAUCUGCCUUCGGUCAGCUGCGGCAUGAGGGGCUUAGCUUUCUGUACCGAGGAAUGCUGCCUCCAUUGGCACAGAAAACCAUUUCGUUGUCCAUAAUGUUUGGCGUGUUUGAUGGCACGAGGAGAUAUCUGGUGGAAGACUAUCGCCUGAAUGACUACGGUGCCAAGGUGAUUGCCGGCGUAGUGGCGGGUAGUGCUGAAUCCAUUCUCCUGCCCUUUGAACGCGUGCAAACGCUGCUGGCGGACUCGAAAUUCCAUCAACAUUUCUCCAAUACCUCAAAUGCUUUCAGAUAUGUAGUGGCCCAUCAUGGAUACAGGGAGCUCUACAGGGGUAUAGAACCAGUAUUUUGGCGCAACGGACUGUCCAAUGCAUUCUUCUUUGUGCUCAGAGAAGAGGCCAGCGCUCGGUUACCCAACAGGAAAUCGGUGUCCAGCAGAACUGCCCAGGAAUUCAUAGCAGGAGCCGUCAUCGGUGCCAGCAUCAGCACAAUAUUCUACCCCCUCAAUGUGAUCAAAGUAUCGCUGCAAAGUGACAUGGGCCAUCGGUCGGAGGGCAGUUGGCAUGCAUGCAAAAGAAUUUAUCGCGAACGCGACAGCCGCAUUGGGAAUUUCUACCGCGGCUGCGCCUUCAACACGGCACGUUCCUUCAUCAGUUGGGGCAUCAUGAACACGGCCUACGAGAACCUGAAAAAACUGAUGCACGAGCAACCGCAAAUACCACAAAUGCCGCACACAUCUCCGAUAUCUUCAAGUAAGUGAGGUGAGGCGAAAGGAGGCUGCAUUAUGUAUUAGGUUGCAUGUACUCCAAAGCUGAAUGUACACACACACAAAACUCUGUUAAUUCUGCCUUUUAGCUAGCAAAUUUUCUUUCGUGUUAAGUCUCUUUUAAGUCGCCUAUGCCGAGAGGCUGAGAUUUAGGUAAUUAUUGUACAUACACACACAUCCUAUAAGCCAAAAUGUUCUGUGUGGCUUUUGUCAGCAUUUAAAUAAACCCAACCCUACUACAA